UCCGAAUUCAUGGCCUCUGCCUCACCUCGCCAUGAGCGCGUGCAGACGGAGAUGGUGGGCGGACAAAGGAAGUCACUCCCGCGCUGCUCCGGGCGUCUGCGAGGUGUUUUGCUGAGCAUAGCAGCUGCUGCAAGCUUUGCCUUGGCGGCGAUGCUAGUCAAGGUCUGCGCCACGGGGCUGAGCACUCUGGACGUGCUCUGGGGUCGAGCCAUCGUGCAGACCGGUAUCAUCGGAUCCUUCUUCCUAGCGCGCUGCGAGUCUCCCUGGGGCCCGGCCCAUCUUCGUGGUUGGCUCGCGUUGCGAGGCAUCCUGGGCUGCUGCGCCAUCGUGGGCUACUUCGUGGGCAUCAUCGCCCUGCCGCUGGCCGACAGCAUCUCCAUUUAUAGUGUCAAGCCCAUCUUUGCGGCGCUGCUGGGUGCUUGUGUGCUUGGUGAAGCGCUCGGGUUCAUCCACGUUUUUGCCACAGGCCUUUCGUUGUUGGGAUGCAUCCUUGUCGCCAAGGACGAAGCAGCUGGCCAUCAUUCUUCGAAGCACGAGGACCUAUAUCUUGAUCCCACCGUCGCGGUGAUCGUUCUGCUGUUUGCAGCACUUUUCGCGGCAGGCACAAGCAUUUCCACCCGGAAGGUCAUGGCAGGCACCACCGUGCGUGCCGAGGUGCCGGUCUGGUAUUUUUGCUUCAUGGACUUGCUCCUUCUGUCUGUACUAACACCACUCCUGGCCGGAACGUCGUUCUCGCAUCGCUCUGCGAGCGUUUCAUGGCGACAUGUGCUCGGAGUGGUGGGAGUCUCCGUCUUUUCGGUCCUCGGGCAGCAGUGGUUCACCCUCGGCUUGCGGCACAUACCCUCCGCGCUGUCGACGCUGCUUGUGCAGACAGAGACCGUCGAUGCUUUCCUGUUGCAGGUGAUUUUCUUCGGACGUGUUGGCCUCCUGAGCAUCUUCGGGGCCUCCCUGAUUGCAGCAGGCACGGCAACGCUGGCAACUGCCGAGCUCCGUGGAGGAGGCCCUGGCGGCAGCAGCAGCGAAGAUGCGGAAGGGAACUCUGCCGCCGCUCACUGCGAGGCAGAUGUCGAAGCACCACCCAGGCCUUCGACGCUCGGGCGUGCGCCUGAGGAAUCGCAGCCUCUCCAGCGGUAG
Molecule: messenger RNA, 1134 nt
Organism: Symbiodinium sp. CCMP2456
Lineage: Eukaryota; Dinophyceae; Suessiales; Symbiodiniaceae
Source: the annotation of a GenBank genome assembly